AUGACCGACUCCAGGGCUGCGGCAGGGACACCCGCACAGGGUCAGCCAGCUCCAGCUCCAGCUCCAGCUCCAGCUCCAGCUACAGCUACGGCUCCGGAGCUCUACCCCCAGUACUGCUUCCACCUCUCGCCAACCAUCAACAAGUGGUGUCAUCUCCGAGCAGCCGAUAUCGUUGCCCUGUCGAGUCAUCCGGGGUUUCAAGGCCAAGACCUCUACUUCCACCUCAACCACCCCAUCAAAUGGGUCCGCGUCUGCGGCAUCGUCGUCGCCAUCGACGUCUACGGUGAUCCCGCCUCGCGCAGGGGGCAGGUGCAAGUUGUUACUAUCGAUGAUAGUAGUGGGCAGACGGUGGAGUGUGUGAUUCCGCUUCCUCCUCCUCCUGCUGCGGCUGCUGCUGCUGCUGCUGCUGCUGCUCCCGUUGUCCGUCAUGUCGGUCAACAAGGUCAACAGCAAUAUCGAGAACCACAGCCACAACAACCCGCCCGAUCAUUACCCCUCAUCGACUCAGAAAUUGACAUCGGCCAUACCCUAGAUAUCAAAGGUUCCCUGCGCACUUUUCGGGAUCAGCGCCAGAUCAAAGUCGAGAAAAUUGUGCACCUGAAAACAACAGAGCAGGAAGUCGCCUUUUGGGAAAGAGUGGUGCAAUUGCGACGAGAAGUUUUGGAUAAGCCGUGGAAGCUGGAGGAGAAGGUGGUAAGGAGGCUGAGGAGGGAGGCGAUGGGGGUUGAUUCUGAGAGGGAUUUGAAGAAGAGGGAGAGGGAGAAACAGAAGGAGGAAAUGAGGAGGGAGAGGAAACGGAGGAGGAGGUUGGAGGAGGAGACAAAGAGGUUGUGUGAGGAGAGGAAGGCGGAAGAGAUGGAGAUGGAGAUGGAGGGGGAGGCGAAGAGGAUGAGGAGGUUGGAGGAGGAGCGGAAAAGAAGAUUGGAAGAGGAGAGGAAGGUGGUGGCCGCUACUCCUGACUCUUUGGCAAAGACACAAGCACAACUGGUGAUUCCGACGAGGACCAAGAGGAACAUCACGGGUUUGGAAAGAAAGACCGUGUCAAGAGCGCCACCGAUACCCCCGAGACCCAAGGAGCCUACGGGCCUGGAAAGAAAGACCAGGUCAGUCAGCAAUGACAGGGUGAUUCCUGUAACUGGCAAGUACGCGGCUCUUGGGUUGUGA
Messenger RNA from Sordaria macrospora k-hell, 1164 nucleotides. RefSeq lists its product as uncharacterized. NCBI's taxonomy places the organism in Eukaryota, Fungi, Ascomycota, Sordariomycetes, Sordariales, Sordariaceae. The record is from RefSeq and is a predicted model, not a curated record.